CACGAAUAUCAAGAAUAUUUUUUUUCCUUUUUUCUUUUUUCCACCAAAAAUAUUCUUUAUUUUUUGCCAAAAAAUAUUUCCUAAUUUUAGAUCUUUCUUCUUCUUCCAUUUAUUACACCCUUCUAUUCUCAGUUUUUUUUAAUUUUUAUUUUAUUUUAAUGGUCAGUCCUUUCUUUCUUCUUUGUUCAGAGAGGGAAGAGAGGGAGGAGGAGGAAGAGGAGUGUGUUGUGUUGUGUUGUCUCUCUGUCUCUGAUACACUUACUUUUUUCCCAUCCAUUCAAUUUCAUUGAAACAAGCAGGACCCAUGUUUUUAUGAACGAUGGAUUAUUUAACACAUUUCCUAGGGCUCAAAAAGAUGAUUUCUUGAUGUGGGGUUUCAUGGGGUGAACUCAAGGUAUCAAUGGGUAGCUUCAGUGAUGAUGAAGGGGAAUGUCGAUUUUUCGAUGCCCCGGAUAGUAUUUCACAGGUCUCUGAUUUGGGUUCUAACUGUACCCCAAUUCCUGAAUCUGGCUCUGGGAUUGACAAUGGUGUUAGCUAUGAUGAGUGGAUUAAAACCCCCAGAAGUGUUGUUGAGCGGCGUAGGCAAUUCCGUUGUUGGAUGGGUUUAAGUUUGGAUGGAAUGUCUGGAGAAGAUCCAGUAGAUAUAGGUGGAAGCUCCAGUUUAUCUACUUGGGAGAUUGAAAGAAUUAUGGAGAGUAGUGGAGCCGUAUUACGAACCUCAAUUCAUAAGGACAAUUUUACUUCUUACCGGUCUUCUAUGCCUGGUUUGUGUGGGGAUGCUUUGGAUUCAUCUAAACAGUUGGGUUCAAAUCAGAAUUUCCCAUGUAGAAGUGGCAAUGCUGAUAGUGGAAUUGGGUGCAAUGUACAUGUUCAGGCAGAGAAUGGCCAGCAAAGCAACAACAGAGAUGUCAGAUUGGAACGACUGCUAAUGUCUCGUGAGCCUGAGAACUCUUCAUGUAUGUCCCCUGUGAUUGGGGAACUUGGACAUGAAGAACUGGAUAAAAAUGGAGACACUCCGAAGAAACUAAAUGGAGUUAAGAGUCGAUUAUUAAGUAGGCUACGGUCGUUUUCGUGCAUAGCAAAUGCCGAAGGGAGAUGUCUUGAUUUGAAGGACAACAGCUCCAAUCCUGUUGAGAGGUCUAGAGUUCAGAGGGUUAAAGUUCACCAUUGUAAGAAGCGGUUAAAGGACCUCUCUGCUCUUUUCAUGGGGCAGGAUAUCCAGGCUCAUGAGGGUUCAAUUUUAACUAUGAAAUUCAGUUCUGAUGGGCAGUACCUAGCUAGUGCUGGUGAAGAUAAGGUUGUGCGUGUGUGGCAAGUGGUUGAAGAUGAGAGAUCCAAUGAAUUUGAUAUUCCAGAGUUGGAUCCUUCAUGUAUGUAUUUCACGGUGAAUCAUCUUUCUCAACUGGCUCCUCUGGUGACAGAUAAAGAGAAAAGUAGUAGUAAGUUGAGGGGCCUUAAGAAAACAAGAGACUCUGCCUGUGUCGUUUUCCCCCCAAAGGUCUUUCGAAUUCUGGAAAAACCACUGCAUGUGUUCCAAGGCCAUACUGGGGAGAUAUUGGAUCUCUCGUGGUCAAAAAAUAAUCAGUGUUUGCUCUCAUCCUCAACUGACAAAACUGUUCGACUGUGGCAAAUUGGACAUGAUCUGUGCCUCAGAGUUUUUUCACAUAGUAAUUAUGUGACUUGCAUACAGUUUAACCCUGUGAACGAUGAAUACUUCAUCAGUGGAUCAAUAGACGGGAAAGUUCGAAUUUGGGCUGUUAACAGCUGUCAAGUAUUGGAUUGGACGGACAUCAGAGACAUAGUCACCGCUGUUUCCUAUCGUCCUGAUGGAAAGGGUGGGAUUAUUGGCUCUAUGGCAGGCAGUUGCCGCUUUUUCAGUUUGGAAGGUCAUGAGAUCCAAUUAGAGGAGCAGAUGUGCUUGGCCAGUAAAAAGAAGUCAAUUUGCAAAAGGAUUACUGGCUUUCAGUUUUUUCCACAAGAUCCAUCUAAAGUUAUGGUUACUUGCGCUGACUCUCACGUCAGAAUCCUAGAUGGUAUCAAUGUGAUCGGCAAGUACAAAGGUCCGCGAAAUGCAGGAAACCAUCUCUCUGCCACUUUCACCUUAGAUGGGAAGCAUAUUAUCUCAGCGUCUGAAGAUUCUAAUGUCUAUGUAUGGAACUGCGACGUUCCCAAAGAUUAUGUAUCGCAACCUAAAGUGGUGAGGUCAUCUGAGUUCUUCUCCAGUGAUUCCUCUAUUGCAAUACCUUGGUCUGGCUUGAAAACUGUAAAUCCAGAUAAUGGACGGCAUUCUGGAGGAGGACUAAGCCAAACGUCAAAUGACAUAUUACCCUUCAUUUCUUCUCCUUAUCUUUCCUUGGGCAACGAGCUGUUCCUUGAGGCAAUUCCAAAAGGAUCAGCAACCUGGCCUGAAGAGAAGCUUCCUGUGUCAAGUCCUCGGUCAGUGUCUUCUGGGAUGUGCAGAUCUGAAUACAAGUUUCUGAAAAGUUCUUGCCAGAGUUCAUCCAAUUCUCAUGCCUGGGGAUUAGUUAUUGUUACUGCUGGCUACGAUGGUCGAAUAAGAUCAUUUCAUAAUUAUGGGUUGCCUUUGCCACUUUGAGUAGUAGGUACUAUACAGGGUUUUCUGGAACUGGAAGUUAUCUCCUCUUUCGGAGCCCCAUGUGGGAUAAUUUAUGUUUUGGGCUGCCCUGCUUGAGAACAUCCUCUUUUCAUCCGGGCUUCAAUUGAAGAAUUCAACAGUUCAUGUUUGCAAGUGAAGUUUUACUGGCCCCUCUAGGUAUUUUACAUGUCCAGAGUAGGUGGUUAUGUGCCGAGCUCUUGCCACUAAUUGGUAAAUAUCUUCUGGUUUAUCUAUCUCGGCUUUGUUCUGGAGAAAUCCUAUAAUUCUAACUUAUUGGAGAUGGAUAUCUGCUGCCAAUGAUGGGAUAUAUACUUGCACAAGUAGAGAUCCUUUUAUAUAAAUGUAUCCUGUUUUACUGCGGGAUCAUUUCUGUUCUACUGGGAAAAAGCUGUUGGUAGCUCGUCAGAAUGAUUGAACUAUUUUAUCUGCCAUUUGGUUCAACGAAGACGGGAUUGGCCACAUGACACUAGAGAAAAGGCUAGGUGGGAAGCUCUUGGUGCACUGGUUUUCUAGCUGCGGAAUUGUACAUGAAUCUGAGUUUACUACAAAUGUGAUAAUAUUUCCAGGCAAGUGCUCUCUCUAGCAAGUGCUUUUUCUGGUAAAAGUGGGAGUUAAGAGGGGUAUGCCGGUGACCCAGGAUUACACUAACGUAUAGAUGUCCAUUCCAUUUUAUAGCUUUAUAUGAUAGAUUUAGUAGUUUCAAUCUUUGAAAAAGAAAAAAAGAAGUUAGAUUUAGUAGUGUCAUAGUGUUGAUGAUGAAUCAACCCGUAUGAAAUUUGACUCAUCAUGUCAAUUGUUAGUUCUGUACAGUAGUUGUAGUUAGUGUAUAUGCAUUGAGUUAUAAGGGCUCUCCUACAAAGUAAAAAUUACAUCAACUGAACCUUGUGUUGAGGUUCAUCAAUUUUUGUAUCCAA
Solanum dulcamara is the source of this 3531-nucleotide messenger RNA. RefSeq lists its product as uncharacterized. NCBI's taxonomy places the organism in Eukaryota, Viridiplantae, Streptophyta, Magnoliopsida, Solanales, Solanaceae. The transcript has 8 exons. The coding region runs from base 401 to 2596 and encodes 731 amino acids. The record is from RefSeq and is a predicted model, not a curated record. Gene Ontology annotation, molecular function: protein binding.